This is a messenger RNA of Siniperca chuatsi (mandarin fish), 5011 nucleotides long. RefSeq names its product poly(A) specific ribonuclease subunit PAN3 (gene pan3). The transcript is spliced from 19 exons. Gene Ontology annotation, biological process: mRNA processing; nuclear-transcribed mRNA poly(A) tail shortening. NCBI's taxonomy places the organism in Eukaryota, Metazoa, Chordata, Actinopteri, Centrarchiformes, Sinipercidae. Gene Ontology annotation, cellular component: PAN complex; P-body. The record is from RefSeq and is a predicted model, not a curated record. Bases 147 to 2567 code for a protein of 806 amino acids. Gene Ontology annotation, molecular function: metal ion binding; poly(A) binding.
AGCUAUGCUAGCUGGUGCUUAGCAGAGCAGCCUGACUGCGAGCAAAAAACAACAACAGGCUACUUUGCGAAGACGGCAGCUGCAUGGAUAGCGACAACAACGACGACCAGGAGUCCACGCACGCGAUGAUAUUUUCUUAAACCAACAUGCAUCUUAGCCUUAUAAUCAGCGGCGGCGGCAGCAGCGGUGCCAUGAACAGUGGACUCCCAGCUUCAGCUGCUCCGCUCGGGGGUGCCGGGAUACCCAAUGUCAAGGUGAAAUUUUGCCGAUAUUACGCGAAAGACAAGACCUGCUUUUAUGGAGACGAGUGUCAGUUCCUGCACGAGGAUCCGUCCAUGGCAAGCCUGCCGCUGCACGGCGGCGGCAGUAGCCCCGUCCCGUUGUCCAUGGCCGGCGGGACGCCAGCGGGGUAUUCUCUCGGUGGCUCCGCGGCGGCCUGCCCGGGCGGCGGGGGGACCGGUGUGUCCAAGAAGAGCGAAACAUUGGGGCCUGCAGGCACUUCUCUCGAAGGGCAGCUGUUAACCAUCCCAGGGAUGGAGGGCGCAACCCUGAGUGAUGCCAAUCUUACCAACUCUUACUUCAGCAGCAGCUUUAUUGGGGUCAAUGGGUUUGGAAGCCCAGCAGAGUCUAAAUACUCAAUGAUGCAGCGAAUGACCACCAGCAGCAGCUCUCCAAGUCUCCUCAACGAUGGUGCCAAGAACUUCAGCCACAGCACACAUGAUCCAGUGAACUCUCCGGCAUCCUCACUUUUCAGUGAUUUUGGUGCUCUUAGCAUUUCCCAAAGGAGAAAGACUCCUAACCCGGCAGCAAGUGAGUUCAUCCCCAAGGGAGCUCCACGUAUGGCCACCAUGGCUCAGUCCACUGUCCAGGCCUUCCCCUCACCUCUCUUCUCACAUCCUGCCAUCAGCAGCUCCACAGCUGCUGCGCUGGCUCCAGGCAUGUCUCUGUCUGCGGGAUCUUCUCCUCUCCACUCCCCAAAAAUUACACCGCACACCUCACCUGCUCCUCGUAGGCGAAGUCACACCCCAAACCCUGCCAACUACAUGGUGCCCACCACAGCAUCUGACCAGGGCACUCACAUAAUCCAGAAAGAGACUGUAGGGGGGACCACCUACUUUUACACAGACAACACCCCGGUACCAAUGGCUGGGAUGGUGUUUCCUACCUACCAUAUCUAUCCCCCCACUGCGCCCCAUGUGGCUUACAUGCAGCCGAAAGCCAACGCCCCGUCCUUCUUCAUGGCUGAUGAACUCCGACAGGAGUUGAUAAACAGACAUCUGAUAACCAUGGCCCAGAUUGACCACUCAGAGAACCCAGAUGUACCGUCUGAGGUGGACAGCUACCACAGCCUGUUCCCUCUCGAGCCCCUCCCCCCACCAAAUCGCAUGCAGAAGACCAGCAACUUCAGUUACAUCACCUCCUGCUACAAGGCGGUCAACAGCAAGGAUGACCUGCCGUACUGCCUGAGGAGGAUACACGGUUUUCGCCUUGUUAACACCAAGUGCAUGAUGCUGGUGGACAUGUGGAAGAAGAUUCAGCACUCAAACUCUGUCACACUGAGGGAGGUCUUCACCACAAAGGCCUUUGGAGACCACUCGUUGGUGUUCUCUUAUGACUUCCAUGCGGGUGCAGAAACUAUGUUCAGCAGACACUUCAAUGACCCAGCAGCAGACUCGUACUUUACCAAGAGGAAGUGGGGACAACAUGAACCUCCCCCACCACGGCAGCACGCAGGUCUGCUUCCUGAGUCUCUGAUCUGGGCAUACAUUGUCCAGCUCAGCUCGGCCCUGCGCACCAUCCACACUGCCGGCCUGGCCUGUCGUGUCAUGGACCCCAGCAAAAUUCUUAUUACUGGCAAGACCAGGUUACGGGUGAACUGUGUUGGGGUGUUUGAUGUCUUAACUUUUGACAACAGUCAGACCAAUCAUCUUGCCCUAAUGCCACAGUACCAGCAAGCAGACCUAGUGUCGCUGGGCAAGGUGGUGCUGGCGUUGGCAUGUAACUCCCUGGCUGGCAUUCAAAGGGAGAACCUGCAGAAGGCCAUGGAGCUGGUGUCCAUCAACUACUCUUCAGACCUCAAGAACCUCAUUCUGUAUCUGCUGACUGAACAGUCUCGCCUGCGCAGCGUCAAUGACAUUAUGCCGAUGAUUGGAGCUCGGUUCUACACACAACUGGAUGCAUCGCAGAUGAGGAAUGAUGUCAUUGAGGAGGACCUGGCCAAGGAGGUGCAAAAUGGCCGUCUCUUCCGCCUGUUGGCCAAACUGGGCACCAUCAACGAGCGGCCCGAGUUUCAGAAGGACCCGACGUGGUCGGAGACGGGCGACCGCUAUCUGUUGAAGCUUUUCCGCGAUCACCUGUUUCACCAGGUGACAGAAGCUGGGACGCCCUGGAUCGACCUCAGCCACAUUGUCUCCUGCCUCAACAAACUGGACGGGGGCGUUCCUGAGAAGAUCAGCCUGGUGUCACGGGACGAGAAAAGCGUCCUGGUUGUGACCUACUCGGACCUGAAGCGCUGCUUCGACAGUACCUUCCAGGAGCUGCAGGCUGCAGCCUCCGGUUCUCUGUAGCGCCCUCUUCGGCCAGAGGUGGGACUGCCCGGACCUGGAGCACACUAUUGCACUACACGGGAGGACCAGGCUCAUGGAGAUGACAUCAGCAUGACGAAGGCAGUGGGGCAGGGCUUCGUGAACCUCAGUCACAUACACUGACCCUGUCACACCAGGAAGGCUUUUUCUAAAGUGUAUUUUUUUUAGUUUUCCUAAACCCCACAGCUGAAAAUCGUAGAACAAAAGGAAAAAGAAAAAAGAAAAAGGACAAAUAUGGAAGCUGUGACAAACGAGUAUGAUGACUUUUUUUAGAUUUGGGGAACAAAACGAGAAACAAACCAUGAGGUUUCGAACUUUUUUCCUGCUUUUAUUGUUUAUUUCUACAAUUGGGGUUUAUUUUUCAGAGGAGGAUGCACUAAGAUUUUAAUUUUUUUGUUAAUUUUUGUUAUUUUUAUGAAUGCAUGUGAGUGGCUUACAGGAUGUACAGAGAGAGAUAAAGACACACACACGGACAUAAAUACCAGAGCAGACUAAGAAUGAAAACAAACAACAAAAAAAGAAAUCCAGCUUUUCCAGCUUUGUCUCUCUUCCGGCUGGAGACCACACCCCUUCAUUCUGACGCACUAGGAGACGGGACACACCACUCAAGGCUUUUUUGGGGGGCGGGAUGGCACCUGUUUCAUGAAAUGGGCCAGCCCACCUUUGCCUUGGUUGUUGGUUCCCCUGUACAGAGGACAAACCACUUUGGGUGGGUGGGAAGGGUUCUUAAAACUGGAAAAUCGAUGGAUUUCUGACAUUUUAGUUCAGGAGAUUGUGGAACAUCAGGCUCAUAAAUGUGGGUGGGUGGGCUAGCAUGGACUGGAAUUUGGGGCUUAAAACGUGGUUUUUGUUGGCACUGAGGAAGGGGUGUCUUCUCCUGAUACUGUCUACCAAGUGUUUGUUACAUAUGCAGCAACCACCUUUUGGUUAAUGGACGCUAUCCUAACAUGAACUGCUCAAGGAUGGGUAAUUUUGGUUUGACUGUCCAGCACUUGGGUGUAGCCCUUGGGUGGGGCUUCUGUUGAGGUGGAGCCACAGCUGCCUCUUUGUGGAAUGUCCUUAUUUUGUCCCCCGCCCGCACCUAACAUCCCCUUUCUCUGUCUCUCUUACUCCCCUCUUCUUCCUGCUUUUAUCCAAAACUUCACUUCCCCUCAGGGGGUCUUGGCACCUCAACAUUUGAGAAAAAGUGAUGCUUUUUGUGAAUUUUUUUUUUUCCCUAGCUGGUUUUUCUCUUUGCUAAGAUAUUGCGCAGGAAUGCAUGAGUGGGAGGGCAAUUAAUUUUUGCCUCAAUUCAACUCUUUAUUAUUCUGUGGACCAAUUCCAGCAGGGGUAUAGGGAAAUGGGAAGGGAUGGAGGGCGAAGGAGAGAAUAGGAACAGGGCACCAACAGUUAAUUUUGUUUGUGUUGGUUUUAUUUGACUUUUAAAGAUCAUGACACACAAACGUGCUGGAGACAAAACAGUGGCACUGGCUAUUGCACUCACUCAGAUGGCUUGGAUUUCUCUCAGGAUGACAAACAGCUGGAGUGGCCCAAUGAUUGAAUGUGUUUGGCUGUCAUUGGCCGCCCCCUGUCCAGUCAGAUAGAUGAGCUACAGUGGAGUGGGUGGGGACGUCUUCAGAUUGAGGUUUUAGGAAAGUAACAGCAUUGUGGAGAUCAUGCUGUGAGGGAUUUCAUGUUGCCCUUAAGCACAGUUCAUAUUUCGUUAAUGAAACAAAUCUCUUGUUCUUCAAAUUGACUGACUGAAUUUGGUGCAGAUCUGCUUCACCCAGGUAAAGAGAUGAAUCCAAGCUCUGUCAAACUACUGUUCUUGAUUCCUCUGCCUUUGUCUUGUUCUCAGUAGCUUUUGACGAAUUUGUACAAACAUAAGACUGAAGAAAAACAGGGUCACAUGUAUGAACCGCGCUGUCAGUUAAGAGACAAGUCAAGGUGAAAGGCAUAAACGAGGACCGUGUCUUGGUUGCAGUCGGCUUUAUGUAAACCUGUCAGAGUUGUCAUGGAAGUCGAUCAGUCUGUACUUGGGGGCAACAAACCUGCAGGGAGCUGGCUGUGUUAGAUCAUGUAUUACUUCCUCUGUUUUAGUGAAAUGAACAGACAAAACAUAUUUGGUGAAUGUGGUGCUUUAGAAAACCCUCAAAACACACACACAGAGAGACACACACCUUCAGAGGCGCACACACACACACACACACACACACACACACCCCCAACUCGGCCAACACAAUGUCAGUGCUCGUAUCACUAUCUACCACAUCAUAACACACACACACACUCCAGUUAAUAUUAGUGAUGACCAUCUUCUCCUCUUUCACAUCAACACACCUACAAUCACCAUCUUGGUAUGUUUUAUGCCCCUCUUGUGUUCAUUGUCUCAAAUUUUGCAAUAUUUGUGUGUACAGCAGUAUUUUAAUAAAGAAUACCAAAACUGA